CACUCAUUUGUGAACAUAAAAUAAUACACACAAAAAAUAUUCUCAUGGAAGAAAGUGGAAAUGCAAUUGGGUUUCUUGAGAACAAGACCAUUUUGAUCACUGGUUCCACUGGGUUUCUAGCAAAGAUUUUGUUAGAGAAAAUACUUAGGAUUCAACCAAAUGUGAAAAAACUCUAUCUACUGCUAAGGGCAACCGAUGAAACUACAGCCAUGCAACGUUUCUGUAAUGAGGUGAUGGGGAAGGAUUUGUUUAAAGUGUUGAAGAAGAAAUGGGGUGCAAAUUUGGACAGAUUUAUUUCAGAAAAAGUUAGCGUUGUAUCAAGUGAUAUUUCAGUCUCAGAUAUGGGAUUAGAAGAUUCAACUUUGGUCGAAGAGAUAAAGCAUAAUGUACAAAUAAUCAUUAAUUUGGCUGCAACGACCAAAUUUAAUGAAAGAUAUGAUGUAGCACUUGGCACCAAUACCUUGGGAGCUAAACAUGUUGUCAACUUUGCAAAGCAGUGCCCUAAUUUCAAACUUCUUGUUCAUGUAUCCACUGCAUAUAUCUCAGGAGAAAAAGAAGGAUUUAUCUUAGAAACCCCACAUAAAUUGGGAGAGUCUCUUAAUGGGACUGAAGGAUUGAACAUUGAAAUAGAACAAAGAAUAAUAGAACAAAGAUUAAAGCAACUUAAAGCUAAUGGAGCUUCUGAAAAAGAUGUAACAAUAGCCAUGAAAGACUUGGGAAUCCAAAGGGCAAAUGAAUAUGGAUGGCCAAAUACAUAUGUAUUUACCAAAGCAAUGGGUGAGAUGCUGAUCAAUGACCUAAAACACAAUCUACCUUUGAUUAUUAUACGACCCACCAUUGUUACAAGUACUUACAAGGAGCCUUUUUCGGGUUGGAUCGAAGGCAUGAGGACCAUCGAUAACUUCAUUGUUGGAUAUGCCAAAGGAAAACUAACAUUUAUUCCUUGUGAUACCAAUUCAAUUAUUGAUAUGAUUCCUGCAGAUAUGGUAGUAAAUACGAUUAUCGCGACGAUGAUGAUGCAUAAACUCCAACCACCUUAUCAAACAACAAUAUAUCACAUUGGUUCUUCGAUGAGAAAUCCUAUAAAACCUGGUGAUUUACUACGUUUCACUUGUCAAUACUUUAUUAAAAAACCAUGGUUCAAUGGUGAUGGAAAUGCCAUCAAGGUCAAGGAAAUCACUACCUUCAACAACUUCGCGAGCUUCCAUAGAUAUAUCACAAUUCGUUACUUAAUUUUUCUCAAGGUUUUGGAAUUGGUGAACAAAGCAUCAUGCAAUUGUUUGGAAGACAAAUAUAAUGAUCUCAAGAGGAAAUUAAAUUGGGUGAUGAGACAAGUUCAACUUUAUCGUCCAUAUUUCUUCUUCAAAGCCAGAACUUUUCUGAGUCUUGGUGAGAGGAUUUUGGCUAUGAUUUUGUACAAAGACGUUGUCAAACUGAUUGAUUUGAUGACACCAACUUAGAAAAAUUGGGAAGGGCUACACAACACAAUGAAACAAAUAGAGAGACACUUUUUUUUGACCCAAAGGAUAUCAAUUGGGAAAAUUACUUCCUCAAUGUCCACAUUCCUGGCCUUGUUAAGUAUGUCCUCAAAUAGAGUUAUUAAUUCUACCACUCUCUUACUUUUCUUUUUUUUCUCUCUUAUCAUAAAAUUAAACGUCAAUCUGUAAUGGUUAAUUUAUUUAUAGAGACUCGAACUAUCGAUUUGAGUUAUAAAAAUUGGUUCCUUUUCUGAUUUAUUCACGUUGUAAAAUAGCCAACACUUUAAAUGAUGUUUCACUUUUAAUUAUUAUUAGUGUAACCUCCCAUGAAUAUAUUGGUUUU
Cucumis melo (muskmelon) is the source of this 1821-nucleotide messenger RNA. Its product is annotated as fatty acyl-CoA reductase 3-like. Gene Ontology annotation, molecular function: alcohol-forming very long-chain fatty acyl-CoA reductase (NADP+) activity. The transcript has 11 exons. Gene Ontology annotation, biological process: long-chain fatty-acyl-CoA metabolic process; suberin biosynthetic process. The record is from RefSeq and is a predicted model, not a curated record. Gene Ontology annotation, cellular component: intracellular membrane-bounded organelle. The coding region runs from base 45 to 1460 and encodes 471 amino acids. Lineage: Eukaryota; Viridiplantae; Streptophyta; Magnoliopsida; Cucurbitales; Cucurbitaceae.